CCUGCCGCUCGCCGGCGGACGCGCGGAGCCCGAGGAUGCGUGCCGCUCUCGGAGAGUGGUGCCUAGUUCCGGAGGCGGUGACAGACCCGAGUGGUGGGCUCCCGGUUUUCUCGCCACCCCCAAACCCCGAAGUCCACUCCGAGAAAACUCAUGCUGUAGCUGCAGAUAACUUGUGCGUACGACACUAAGGCAGAAAGGGCGGGGAAGUGAGACAGACCCCGCAACCGUUGACAACAGAAAGCUGUUAUCGUCAUCCUAAGUAUUGGUCCGGAAAUCUGUCCGCCCUCUCGGCCCACCUAGUUCCUCCUCCGCGGCCUCCCCGUAUAGGUGUUACAGUCGGCUUCACUGGGGAUGGUAGGAAAAAGAAGUCAGGUGGCUUAGAGAGUGCAUUUUUAGGGCGCCGUGAAGUUUGAGGUCACUUUCAUGAAUUCAAAGGCAAUUUACCAGUGAUUUCUGGGUGCUGGGGCUGAUUUUUUUUUUGCGUAUUUACAUUCUAUAUCUUCUGAUGAGGAAAGGAAAAUGCUUCAAGAAGGACUUUGUGACCCCUCAUCACUUUGUAUAAGAGCCCAGAAGAAUGUCUUCCAAGCAAGCCACCUCUCCAUUUGCCUGUUCAGCUGAUGGAGAGGAAGCGAUGACCCAAGAUUUGACCUCAAGGGAAAAGGAAGAGAGCAGUGAUCAACAUGUGGCCUCCCAUCUGCCUCUGCACCCCAUAAUGCACAACAAACCUCACUCUGAGGAGCUACCAACACUUGUCAAUACCAUUCAACAAGAUGCUGACUGGGACAGCGUUCUGUCUUCUCAGCAAAGAAUGGAGUCAGAGAAUAAUAAGUUAUGUUCCCUAUAUUCCUUCCGAAAUACCUCUACCUCACCACAUAAGCCUGACGAAGGGAGUCGGGACCGUGAGAUAAUGACCAGUGUUACGUUUGGAACCCCAGAGCGCCGCAAAGGGAGCCUUGCUGAUGUGGUGGACACACUGAAACAGAAGAAGCUUGAGGAAAUGACUCGGACUGAACAAGAAGAUUCCUCCUGCAUGGAAAAACUACUUUCAAAAGAUUGGAAGGAAAAAAUGGAAAGACUAAAUACCAGUGAACUUCUUGGAGAAAUUAAAGGUACACCUGAGAGCCUGGCAGAAAAAGAACGACAGCUCUCUACCAUGAUUACCCAGCUGAUUAGUUUACGGGAGCAGCUCCUGGCAGCGCACGAUGAGCAGAAAAAACUGGCAGCCUCACAAAUUGAGAAACAACGGCAGCAAAUGGACCUUGCUCGCCAACAGCAAGAACAGAUUGCAAGACAACAGCAGCAACUUCUGCAACAGCAGCACAAAAUUAAUCUCCUGCAGCAACAGAUCCAGCAGGUUCAGGGUCAUAUGCCUCCGCUCAUGAUCCCAAUUUUUCCACAUGACCAGCGGACCCUGGCAGCAGCUGCUGCUGCCCAGCAGGGAUUCCUCUUCCCCCCUGGAAUAACAUACAAACCAGGUGAUAACUACCCCGUACAGUUCAUUCCAUCAACAAUGGCAGCUGCUGCUGCUUCUGGACUCAGCCCUUUACAGCUCCAGAAGGGUCAUGUUUCCCACCCACAAAUUAACCCAAGGCUAAAGGGCCUAAGUGACCGUUUUGGCAGGAGUUUGGACACCUUUGAACAUGGUGGUGGCCACUCUUACAACCACAAACAGAUUGAGCAGCUCUAUGCCGCUCAGCUGGCCAGCAUGCAGGUGUCACCUGGAGCAAAGAUACCAUCAACUCCACAGCCACCAAACACAGCAGGGGCAGUCUCACCUACCGGGAUAAAAAAUGAAAAGAGAGGGACCAGCCCUGUAACUCAAGUUAAGGAUGAAGCAGCAGCACAGCCGCUGAAUCUCUCAUCCCGACCCAAGACAGCCGAGCCUGUAAAGUCCCCAACCUCGCCCACCCAGAGCCUCUUUCCAGCCAGCAAAACCAGCCCUGUCAACCUGCCCAACAAGAGCAGCAUCCCCAGCCCCAUUGGAGGAAGCUUGGGAAGGGGAUCCUCUUUAGAUAUCCUGUCCAGUCUCAACUCCCCUGCCCUGUUUGGGGAUCAGGACACAGUGAUGAAAGCCAUUCAGGAGGCUCGGAAGAUGCGAGAACAGAUCCAGCGGGAGCAGCAACAGCAACAGCCACAUGGUGUUGAUGGGAAACUGUCCUCCAUGAAUAAUAUGGGGCUGAACAACUGCAGGAAUGAGAAGGAAAGAACGCGCUUUGAGAAUUUGGGGCCCCAGUUAACAGGAAAGUCAAGUGAAGAUGGAAAGCUGGGCCCGGGUGUCAUUGAUCUUACUCGGCCAGAAGACGCAGAGGGAAGUAAAGCAAUGAAUGGCUCUGCAGCUAAACUACAGCAGUAUUAUUGUUGGCCAACAGGAGGUGCCACUGUGGCUGAAGCACGUGUCUACAGGGAUGCCCGCGGCCGGGCCAGCAGCGAGCCACACAUCAAACGACCAAUGAAUGCAUUCAUGGUUUGGGCGAAGGAUGAGAGGAGGAAAAUCCUUCAGGCCUUCCCCGACAUGCAUAACUCCAACAUUAGCAAAAUUUUAGGGUCUCGCUGGAAAUCCAUGUCCAACCAAGAGAAGCAACCUUAUUAUGAAGAGCAGGCCCGGCUAAGCAAAAUCCACUUAGAGAAGUACCCGAACUAUAAAUACAAACCCCGACCGAAACGCACCUGCAUUGUUGAUGGCAAAAAGCUCCGGAUUGGGGAGUACAAACAACUGAUGAGGUCUCGGAGACAGGAGAUGAGGCAGUUCUUUACCGUGGGGCAACAGCCUCAGAUUCCAAUCACCACAGGAACAGGUGUUGUGUAUCCCGGUGCUAUUACUAUGGCAACUACCACACCAUCACCUCAGAUGACAUCUGACUGCUCUAGCACCUCCGCCAGCCCAGAGCCCAGCCUCCCGGUCAUCCAGAGCACUUAUGGUAUGAAGACAGAUGGCGGAAGCCUAGCUGGAAAUGAAAUGAUUAAUGGAGAGGAUGAAAUGGAAAUGUAUGACGACUAUGAAGAUGAUCCCAAAUCAGACUAUAGCAGUGAAAACGAAGCCCCGGAAGCUGUCAGUGCCAACUGAGGAGUGUUUGUUUGCUGAAUUAAAGUACUCUGACAUUUCACCGCCCCUUCCCCAACAAAAAGUUCUUAAUUAAGAGCCCGCAUGCAUUUGUGGCUCCACAAUUACAUCAGCAGAAUGGUCUUAAUUGUUUUGUAAAGUGUGAGACAGAUUAAGUUUUCCCUGAUUUUUCAUGAACUUGAGUUUUUUGUCGUUAUUGUUAUUGUUGUUGUUGUUUUUUUAAUUUAGGUGAAGACAUAUUAAAUAUGAGACACCAGGACUUGAAAACUUAUCUCAACCCAUAGCUGUCUUACAAGUCUUAUAUUUUUGUCUUACUUUUUUUUUCUUUUGGAUGUUGAUAAAGGUUUAAGUUACUGUUUUAGAUGGGGUUAAACAUUCUCACUCAGGUAUGCUGUGCCGGCCUACAGGUUGUGAAUGUGUUUUUAUUCUGAAUUACUUUAGAGAACAACUGAGGAUUUCAUGUUGUGAAACAGAACAAGUCCACGGCGUGUGCAGCUGCAUGUAGAGCAUAUUUGAAAGGCCUCGGAAUUCCGUGUUUCCAUGUGUAGAGUUCAACUUUGAAUGUGCCAAACGUUCUCAUCACUUUUGAAUCUUAAUAUUUUGAAAGUCUUAAAGGAGACACUGCAAAGUCUUAGACAAUCUUUGGCAUCUUAAAAUAAAAUAACAAAACAUACAUUUUUUUCCAGAAAAUGGUAAAGUACUCAGGAAUCUGGAGACAAGAUAUUGUAAGGAACGAACAAGGUUGCCACAGUGCACGUACCCAAUUGUGUUUGCCUCCUAACGUGCCAUCAGCGUGCGGUGCCGGACGGCGUUCGCACACCAGAGCGGUCACCACACCAGACACCGACAAGGUGGUCUUCUCUGCCUGAGACCACCUCUCACUACAUCCAUUAUCCCUUUGCCUUUAACCCUGACAUUCAGUCUUAACACAUUUUCUCUUAAAUAAUUUAUUCAUUCCAGAAUGUCAAGGGUCCACUUACUAUUUAUUUAAAAAAAAUUGUUGGUGGCAUUAAUUUAAUAAUUUUUGUUUUUCACCAUCCUUCCCCAAAGAACCUUUCAGCCCUUUUCACCUCCUUCUCCUGCUAGAUACAAAAGAUGUACAUAGUCAUUUUAUGUCCCCAGAGCAUCUGGAAGCAUUUCUGAAACAAGGUACUAUUAAAUACCGACAUUGUUGUUUUUAUACACGAAUGUGUAUCUGACUGCAGGGCUGUGUGUUUGGUUGGAUACAGGUGCAGAGUCUUAAUCUUCAACAGCUACGCCUCUGAGAUUUGCCAUGACCUUGAAUCUUUGGCCAGAAUUUUCCCCUAUGUCAGCCCAGCAGCAAGUGGUAGGAUCUAGCUUGGUGGCAUUUUCCCUGAAUGCCACUCAGCAGCAAGGGUCAAAGGUGGCGACUUCUGGGCAGGAGAGUCCCGCAGCCAAACCUAAAGCCCAAGGCUGUGGAUCACAGAGGAGGCCACCGUGAUGUCGUCAUUGGCUAGCACCUUUACACUGAGCUGCCUUGUCCCAUCUGGCGCAUCUAGGGAGUUCUUUGCAAAAUCCCCAGGGUACAAGAAGUCACAUGACAGCCUCAAAGAAAAGACAGAGGCAGAUAGUCGUGAUGCAUCUGGAGAAUGAGAGAAAACCGUAGGGAAGGAGAAGGAGGGGAAAUACAUUCCCUAGAGGGGAUGUUCCUACUGUUAACUCUGGGGAACAGAUUACUCCCGGGGUAGCACACAGUCCCUCCAGCUCACACCCUCUGUCGGUGGCCAUGUGGGGGGCAGGCCUCCCUGUGAACAAGAUCAAUGGCACUUGUCACACAGGGAUUUUCUGGGGAUGUGCUGAUAGGCUGGGAGGCAGCGAGGUCCCCAUCUCCUAACCACAGGGAGCUUGGCCGUGCCAUUUUGACCUUCCAGAAACCAGAACUGAUUGCCUACAGGUGGGCAGGGCAGGCGCUCACCCAGAGUGGUUCAGUGGCGAAUGUCAGUGAAUGGGACAGUUCACCUCACAGGACAACCCAAAUCUGAUCACCAGGACAUAGGAACGGCCCCAUCGUAUUUCUUGAGCCAUUUUGUCACUUGGAAGAAAAUAGUGUACCUUCAUAUUUAUUUAAAGAGUGUUCAAGGCCAUAUCUAAUAGCAACAAAUAGGUCUAGGCAAGAUAUCGCUGGCUGCAUCAUUAUCUGGGAGUGCUCUCUAUAAGCUGACUAAGGUACUGAUAGGAAUGUUUUGUUCUUAAUAUUGGUUGGGGAUUGGAACUUUGUUUUUGUACAUUUAUUUCAAAUGAGGAGGAGGUCCUUUUUAUCAAAACAUGAGUAUUUAUUAUUAUGGUCUUACUGAUUUCUUUUGAAUAUGUGCCCCUCCUCCUGAGUUCAUUCUCGUGGUUUCUUCUCACCCUCCUGGACUUCGGCCUUCUCCCUCUCCUACUCCUUUUUUCUUUUGUUGCUUAGGUAGAGUGCUGUACGGCUAGCAUUGUAUUGUAUGUAAUUAAUUUUGCACAAGGGCAAACAUUUAGAAUAGCAGGUUAAUUUUGUUUGUUUUAUGACCAUGCCAAAAUAAUGUUCUGGGCUGGUGGAGAACAAAGGACUGUUCUUUAGGACUGAAACUUGAUUUCACUUGUAGUAAAAACAAAACAAAACAAAACAAAAAAAACACACACACUCACAGAUGUUGUUUCGUAAGUGUUAUAAGCACUGGAUAUAAAUGGUAUUUUUUAUCACUUCUGACUAAUGUGAAACUGUUGUAUGAAAAACUACAUGAACAAAAGUCAUCUGUUUCGACUCGUGUGGGCUUGCCUCACAGUUGCCGGAUUUGAGUCAUUUUUAUGUCUUGUUAUUUCAUUUAUUUAUGCAAAAUACAUGUGUGUAUGAACACUUUGUUUUAGCUCCAGCUCUGCCUCAGCACUGGGGUUCAGGUACUUCUAGCCAUGUUCUCAAAAAUGAAAGGCUGUUCAGGAAUGAUCUGAUUGUAAACGUCCCUUUCACUGGGUCAAACAGUGAUGCUGUAUUUGAAUCUAAAUUCUGUGCAUAGGCAGUGUAUUCUAUUUAUUAGCCAAGCGUGGCUCUAAAUAUCUUUGGAAAUUAAGAAUGACAAUCAUAGGGAUCACUUCAUUUUAUUUGCAGCGGGGCUUAAACAAAGUUUUUACGACUUUACCAUCUCAUUUUAGAUUUUUCUAAUUGUGUAAAUGUAACAUAGAAAUAGAAUUUAUUUUUGGUUCAUGAAUGCUUAGUGAGAUAUAAGUUAUGUAUUUCCUUUUUGUUCUCUAUCGUCUGUGUCAGUCCAGACUAGAAGUUGACACGUCACUGCACCUCGUGGGGACGGUGAUGCGCCCGCCACUGGGGAGAGCAGCGCUGCCCCUGGGGCCGGGACCGCAACGCCCUCCCCUCGAGUUCUCGUGCAGUCAGAACCCACUGUCCACAGGCCCAGACUCGGACGUUUUUUCUUAGAGAAAGUCAGUGAAUCGAGCACACCACAUUCCCAGUACAGCUGGGAGAGAGUCCAUUUGCUUUGUGAAUCCACACACACUGCAUAAGAUCAUUCUGUGACCAUUUAAUAGCAAGAAGCAUGAAUAUUGCAAUGGAAGCAAAAAUCUGCCUCUGAGAUUGGCCAUUAACAAAAGUCCCACCAUGCCAAUUAGAUUAAAGACUAUUAAUACACUUCUCUCAAUGCUGUUUUAUUUCGUAGUAUCUUCAAAUCAAAGAUAAAAAUUAUCUCUAUUUCAGUAAAGAACUUGCAGGAUUAGGAUUUUUCCAUUAGAACAGGGACACUGACAGACAAUCUCAUCCUAAAAAAUGAACCACAAAGAAUAGGAAAAAAGGAGUGAAGGAAGGAAGGAAGGAAGGAAAGAAAGAAAGAAAGAAAGAAGAAAAGGGAGAGAAAGUAAGUCAAUCUGUGGACAGAACAGCUAGGCAAGCAAUCUCUCUAUUUCCCUGGCAGACACGAGGCAGCAUCUUUUCCAGGAAGGUACGAGAGCUUUGUUGUUUUCAUAGCUCAACCUGUUAGGAGCACAUCAGUUUGCUUCACUUGGUAUUUGAUACUCCCCAGCCUUGUCCUCAGGCCUGAUUUGAUUUGCCAGGGUCCUGACACGGACUCCCAGGCCAAGUUCUAAAUUCAGGUGUGGCCUCACAGUGCUAUUGAGCUUGUCAAAUUCUGGCCUUCCCUGAACAUUAGCCCCACUGGGGCCUGGGUGUUUGAAAAGGGUGUGAUCACGCUAGGGCUGAAAUUAAAGGCUUCUUUCUUUUCCUUAUGAAGCCAGGCUGCUUCUUUGGAACACACCCUCCUGAGCCAGGAAGACAGGCACUAGCUGAAAGCAGGAAUUGUUUCGAGGAAGUCCACCCACCCCCGUAGGAAGGCAGCCUGGUCACUUGAACACCACAGCGGAGGCUGCUUAUCUCAGUUUACUAAUUUUGCAAAGAGGUGACCUCUACCUACUCAUUAGGGAAAGCAAAAAGAAUCACUUAGUGGUUUUAAAUCAUAUGAGAAGUCUUGUACCAAGUGCCAACAACUGCAAACAAUGCAGCUAGAGGAAUGUAUUGGAAUUAUUACUGGGUCUUCCUUGGUUAUGAGAAAAUGACAAAAUGGUUGCUGUAACCUUGCCUGGUUUUGUACAUGUUUGUCUAAGGACUGAGUUGGCACUUAAGCUCACUUCUCAACGUAUAAUAAUAAUAAUAAUAAUAUUGUGCGACCUCAUUUGUCCUUUUACAGAAGCACUUGCAUCAUUUCUUUAAGUCACCUGUCCCCCACAUGUUUUCUUCCUUAAUAAACAACUUCUCUCUGUUACUCCUGCCGAUUAUGUUCUCUUUCCGAUGCCCUAUGCUAUCCAGUGUAACCCUCUGCUGAGAUCAUCGAAAACAGUGAUAUGCAAACACACGUUUCGUUUUCAUCCCAAUCCCAUCUUUUCCUUUGGGGACAGAUUGCUUUCCUGAAGCUCAUGAACAAGGAUUCAAAAUGCCGGCAUCUUGGGGGUGGGGCUCGAGAUGGGUGGGGGAGGGGCAGGCAGGUGACAGCGCAGAUACCCGUGUCAUUGGUGUUCGUGGCACUCUGAAAGCUCGAAGGCAACUCAGUGACAUGUCCUGCUCAGUAGUUUCUUAUUCCUGAAGAACCACGAACAUAAAGUGAGGUCUCAGUGCUGGUGCUCUUGGAGUACGGGGAAUGUGCAAAUAUUUAACUGUUUUGUGUGCUGCACAUUGCAGGUCUGCUCCUGUGCAUUCUCCGUUUGUCCGCCUUUGUCAUACGUGUUUUCGCUUUUUUUGAAAGUGCAGUCUUUAUUGUACCCUUCUCCAGCUUGUAGCGAGUUAGAAUGCUUAGCAUUUAUGUUCAUGCAUUAUUGUAUUUGCCAUGUAAAAUUUUUAUUACCUUAGACAAGCUUAUAAGCUGUUACUACAUAACUUAUCUUACUGUAACUCUUUUAUUUCCCGACAUUGUAAUUUGUGAUGUAUAUUGUGAGAUUGUAUUCUAUGUUAAUUUAAUCAGCACAAUUCACUGACAUGCUGGACUGACAUGCUGGCUGCUGUUUCAAAGUGUAAAGUUUGUGUAGGGCUGUUGGGACAACUGCGACUCGGUUGUCGAGGUACUGUGCUUUGGCUCCUCCAGCAGCACUGCGGGUGUGGCCCCUGCGACGCCGAGGGCAUUGAAUGCGCCCUCGAGCAAAUCUUACUGCAGAUUUCCUUUGUAGAAAUUCUAUGUAUAGUGCAGGUACCUAUUUGGCCCAUGGCUGGUAACUAUUUGGGCAAUUAGAAAAACAAAAACCAUAAAAACUAGUGUCUAUUGCUGCUUUGAAUAUGUUUGAAAGUCUGAAAAUGUAAAUAGUUUAUCAAAAAAAAUCUUGUACAGUCCAGUGUAAAGUUUUUAAAUGACCUUAAGGGUUGCCAUCACAUCUUUCUCACACUCUCCUCUUGUAAUGGAAAAAAAAAAGUUCGCUAAGGGUUAAAGAAGUGGGGAAAGCAAAGAAUCUCUUCAAAUUUAAAGGAAUGAAUCAUUGUUCUUAGCUUUGUCACAUACGCCAACUUCUUGGAUUUCGUUGUGCAGUAUUGACGUGAGACAAAACUCAGCAUUGAAUACUCUUUCAGUGGUACAUUUCAAGGCUCCUCACCCCUCCCCCCACCUCAUAAUUAAGGGAAAAGACAAGAUUGAAAGACACACUGUCUUUAUCUGUCUUGGUGUAUGUUGGCACCUUAGCUACUUUUUUUUUCCUUUUUGCACAAGGUGCUUUCCUGAUAUGUCAAACAUGCCAUCUUCGGGUGAUAAUGUGUAUGCCAUGACGGGGCCGAGGCCCCUCAGGGGAGUGUCUAUAAGAACUGCCUAUUUAUGCUCAUUUACCUCAAGACUGUCCUCUCUACCCUUAAUCUAGUUGUCAUCACUCCAUCUUUUGUACUGCUGUUGACACUUACAAAUUAAAGAUAAAUUUUGUUUUAUGA
Messenger RNA from Phyllostomus hastatus (greater spear-nosed bat), 9452 nucleotides. It is a transcript of the gene SOX6, whose product is annotated as SRY-box transcription factor 6. Lineage: Eukaryota; Metazoa; Chordata; Mammalia; Chiroptera; Phyllostomidae. Gene Ontology annotation, cellular component: nucleus. Gene Ontology annotation, molecular function: DNA-binding transcription factor activity, RNA polymerase II-specific; RNA polymerase II cis-regulatory region sequence-specific DNA binding. Gene Ontology annotation, biological process: cell fate commitment; positive regulation of chondrocyte differentiation; regulation of transcription by RNA polymerase II. The record is from RefSeq and is a predicted model, not a curated record. The coding region runs from base 575 to 3064 and encodes 829 amino acids. The transcript is spliced from 18 exons.